AUGAUGCCUUCUCAUCAUGUUCUCUCGAUUCCGAGUAUUCCGGCACCGCCGCCCAUAUCACGGCCAUCCUCUUUGGUCGAGGAUAGCCCCAAGAAGCCGUUGACCCUCGCCUGCUUCUUCUGCCGCAAGCGCAAGAUUGCAUGCCAGAGUCCGCCCGCCAGCUCGCGCGAUCGUACGUGCAAUCAAUGCGCAAAGCGCAAGCUGAAGUGCGUGUACCCCUCGACUUCGAGGCGCGGCAUUCGGCCACGGGUAUACGAUGUGAUUGACGAGCCUUACCGUCGUCCGGCACUCCCUCUCUCGCACUGA
This is a messenger RNA of Dichomitus squalens LYAD-421 SS1, 306 nucleotides long. RefSeq lists its product as uncharacterized. Bases 1 to 306 code for a protein of 101 amino acids. The transcript is spliced from 2 exons. Gene Ontology annotation, biological process: regulation of DNA-templated transcription. Lineage: Eukaryota; Fungi; Basidiomycota; Agaricomycetes; Polyporales; Polyporaceae. The record is from RefSeq and is a predicted model, not a curated record. Gene Ontology annotation, molecular function: DNA-binding transcription factor activity, RNA polymerase II-specific; zinc ion binding.